Messenger RNA from Chenopodium quinoa (quinoa), 1254 nucleotides. Its product is annotated as ankyrin repeat, PH and SEC7 domain containing protein secG-like. Gene Ontology annotation, molecular function: protein binding. NCBI's taxonomy places the organism in Eukaryota, Viridiplantae, Streptophyta, Magnoliopsida, Caryophyllales, Amaranthaceae. The record is from RefSeq and is a predicted model, not a curated record. Bases 1 to 1254 code for a protein of 417 amino acids. The transcript has 10 exons.
AUGGAUCGGUAUGGAAAACAGGAGGCAAAACAAUUGAUGCGGGCAAACGAAAUGUUGCGAGCAAAAGAUGAGAAAGGGCGUAGCGUCCUACACAUUGCUGCUGCCGGGGGUGAUACCACUCUCUGCAGGUUUUUCCUCAAGACGGUCAAAUUUGAUGUUAAUGUCACAGAUAUUAAGGGUCACACUCCUUUGCAUUAUGCAAUUGCAGAAGGUCAAAAUUUUAUGGCUUCUUCUUUUCUGCUCAAUCAAGGAGCAAAUCCUAAUUUGGCAAGCGAUGCUGGAAUGACUCCAUUGUACUUUGCUGCCGUAAAAGGACAAAAAGACCAGAUGAAAUUGUUGGUAUCAAAAGGUGCUAAAGUUGAUGCACCAUCGCUUAUAAAAGGCACACCAUUGCGAUUUGCUGCGGAAUAUGGUGUGAAAGAGGGUGUUAAGUUUUUGCUUGACAAUAAGGCUAAUCCAAAUUCGACUAUUCAUCCGGUACACCCUCCAUUGGUAAUGGCCAUCGCAAGAAAAUCUGUUGAUUGCGUAAGGCUACUCCUCAAGGGUGGAGCUGACCCGAAUCUAAGUUUGCAAGGAGAAAGCCCUUUGACUAUGGCUGUUCUAGUAGAUGAUGCUGAGAUUAUCAAAUGCUUGCUCAAGGCUGGAGCUAAUGCUAAUGCUAUCGAUUUCUAUGAUUUCACACCAAUAGAACUCGCGGCUAAGGCAGGUAAAGUUGCGCUUAUAAACAUCCUCUUCAAGGCUACUGCUCGAAUUCCUCAUAUUCCGAACUGGAGCUGUCAAGGAAUACUCGAGUAUACCAACUCUAAGGAAGCUAUAGAGAAGCGUUUAUCCAAAGUUGAAUCCAAGUUUGUUGGAGCUAGAGAUAAAGGAACACAAGCCUUCAAAGCAAGUGAUUAUCUGUCUGCAAUUUACUGGUUCACAGAGGCUAUCACGACGUUUCCAUUGGAACCAAGCGUGUAUGUCGAGAGGAGCCUGUGUUGGAUGUGCAUCAACGAUGGAAAGCGUGCACUCAAAGAUGCAGAGGAGUGUAUUAAGCUGGAACCAGAAUUUUGGAUGGGACAUUACCGGAGUGGAGAAGCUCACAGAAUGCUGCAGGACUAUGAUAAGGCAAAGGAAGCUUUUAAGACUGCUAUGAAGUUUUGCCCUGAGAAUAAGAAGCUUGAGGAUACUUACAGGGAGGUUAUAUUGGAAGAAGCAAUGCCGAUUCAUGACCGUGGCCAGCCCGUUGAUGAUUAUGAUCUUAGAUUGUUCUAG